Sus scrofa (pig) is the source of this 1363-nucleotide messenger RNA. It is a transcript of the gene CALY, whose product is annotated as calcyon neuron specific vesicular protein. Gene Ontology annotation, molecular function: clathrin light chain binding. The record is from RefSeq and is a predicted model, not a curated record. Gene Ontology annotation, cellular component: endosome; membrane. Gene Ontology annotation, biological process: endosomal transport; clathrin coat assembly. Lineage: Eukaryota; Metazoa; Chordata; Mammalia; Artiodactyla; Suidae.
CGGGAUGAGCAGCCACGGUUGGGGGUGCCUGUCCUUUGUGCAGUGCGGUGGUGCGAGUGUGUGAGGUGUGUGUGUGUCCGUGCAGUGUGUGUGUGAAUGGCGUGUGUGUGAGGUGUGUAUGUGGCGUACGUGUACGUGAAGUAUGCACCCCGUGUGGACGUGGCUGGUGCGUCUAAGGGGGUGACAGGCUGGGGGUGGGGGGAGAAGGCUCGGCUCCAACGGGGUUCGCGUGGGAGGGGUGCAGAGGCAGCAGACACAGCGCUCCCCUCCCCCAGCCCGCGUCGCCCCGGCAACCGCAGCCUCGGUCUGGGGCUCGGCCCCUCCCCCGCUCCGCCCCAGCUGCGAAGCGUCUGGAAAAGCAUCCUGCCUCCGCAUCCUCGUCCUGCGACCGCAUCCUGCCUGCCGCAGCUGCCGGUUGGAGACGCCUGUCGAGGAUCACCGUCCACCAUGGUGAGGCUGAGCUGCAGCUUCGGGAAGUCAAGCAAAGACUCGGGGGACCUGGAUGGGGCCGCCAUGGACAGCGUCCCUCUGAUCAGCCCCCUGGACGUCAGCCAGCUCCAACCAUCCUUCUCCGACCAGGUGGUCAUUAAGACGCAGACGGAAUACCAGCUGUCCUCUGCGGACCAGCCCAAGAAGUUCUCUGACCUGGAGGCCCAGAAGCUGAGCGGCAACCCCCUGGAGGACGGGCGGAGCAGGAUGCCCACAGGGCGGAUGAUUGCGUUCACCAUGGCGCUCCUGGGCUGCGUGCUGAUCAUGUACAAGGCCAUCUGGUACGACCAGUUCAGCUGCCCCGACGGCUUCCUGCUUCGGCACAAGAUCUGCACCCCGCUGACCCUGGAGAUGUAUUACACCGAGCUGGACCCCGAGCGCCACCGCAGCAUCCUGGCGGCCAUCGGGGCCUACCCAGUGGGCCGCAAGCACGGCACGGAGACGCCGUGGCUGGCGAACUACCACGCCUUCAAGGAGGUGCCCAAGGCGCGCGCCCGGCCGGGCGCGGUGGCGGUCACCGAGCCCUCGCGAAAGCCCUCGGGGAAGCCCUCCGGCAAGGCCUCCGCGCCGGGAGAGAAGGAGGCGGCGCAGAAGGUGGCGGGGAGCGCGCCUCCCCCAACCCCUCAGUGACGGCCCGGGCGCCAGUGGCCCGCCCGGGUGGGCCAUGGGGGGUCUUGCGCCGCCCCGCCGUGCCGGCUCUCACCCCUUCGUCCCUCUGUCACCGCGGCACCUCAGCCGGCACCUCCGAUGGUCUUCGCCGGACUCUCUCCCCGCUGUGGUUGUGCCCCCGCUCCCAGGCCCCCUCGCUGACGCCCCCGCCGUGGACCCUCUAGCGCUGCGGCUUUUCUCUAAAUAAAGAUCCCCAUCCACCUGG